GGCAUGGCGGCGUCGCGACUGAAGCUCAGGACUGCGCGAUCGCAGCACAAAGUUUCCGAGAAGGUGCUCGUCGACAGCAUUCUGAGUGAAGAGGUCACUGUGAAGGAAAGAGAAAACCCACUGGCCUGGAAAUUUAUCUCCUUUUCCCAGAUGUCUGACCUUGUACUAUUAACAGUGGAUUUAGUUGAGAAAGCACUGGCUGAAAUCCUACAACUCAAACAGUACCAGAAUUGCAUGAAAGAAGGCAUCCUCUUGGAUUAUUAUGUCUCUGGGUUUUGGUGGGCCAAAGAGCAAAACUUUGCGAUACUUCAAAUAUCUGCCUUCAUGACUCUAUUAAUAUCAUUUUGGAGAACAUCAGCAGUAAACAAACACUUGCCAAUGCCAGGUAAUUUAAAAGAGCUCACAAAACUCAUGACUGAAGUUAGUCAGUCAAGUUCAGAUAAGAGUCGUGGCGUGGAAUUCUUCACUAUCGAGCAAGCCAAGGCCAUUAUUAAUUACAUGAAGAUCAGUUUAUUUCAGCAUUAUAGACUGUACGAGUUCCUUUUCCAUCAUACUCCUGACCUAGAGAUUCUGGAUACUAAGCUUGAGGUUGAAGUCAUCAAGUCAGCAGAUCCGUUCCCUUCACCAUUGGAGGAGAGUUUAACUUGGGAUAUCUACUCAUCCUUCGUUCUACAGCAGUCAACAGAGGAACCAGAAACUGAGGUUGAGGCGGAGACUGAGGAGGGUACAGAAGUUAAAGACUCCACAACUGAGGAUCCUCUGGCAUGUUAUAACAUAGAUGAUGUCAAAUCAGUGCUGAGUCAAGUAACAGGCGAAGUGCUUGGCAAUAUUCAGAGUGAGAUAAACGAAAAACUGCAAAAGCAAGAAGAGGCUUUCACUGCAAGAAUCAAUAAACUGAGAAAGUCAUGAGCACUGAGAUAGGAGCAGCUGUUGAACUUCCCCAGGAAACCACUGCUUGCUGAGCUACUUAUCUGAUUGGAAAGUGGGCAAUUGUGAGGCUAGAUCUCAAAAGUGUUCUGUCUGUUAAUGAUAAAGUGUCAACAUUUUGUUUGAGAAUGGAUCUUAUUUCAUUGUGUUUAGUGUUCUUACGUUGUGUAUAUAGACAAACUGUGAUCAAGGAUCCUGUCACAUGUCCUGCUGGGAUGAUUGUCAAUUGUUGUUUUGUUCAUUCCUCAAGUAUAGAUAUUAAUCAUCAUUUUCUUAGUUUAACAAUACAUCCAGUGGAGAUUAUUUUGUUGCUUUCUCCGCUGAUAUCUCCACAUAUCACACACCAGCUCCAGCUGAGAGAACAAGAUGCUGACCUGCAUCCGGGCUCUGCCAGCAGCCCUCUGUGUGCAGAGCCCGGUCUCAGAUUAACUUACAAUGAGGAGGAAACAACUGAACGAAGAGGAAGGGAGAGGGACUAGAGAGGCAUGAUUCCUGUAGAAAAUGUAGAGACAGAGGAAAUAAACAUUUAUCACUGGCUUGUGCAAAGUCAGCAAAAAUAGCCCAUUCUGUUUGAUUCAACCAACUUACUUCACCAAAGUGUAGCUAAGAGUCAGACAGGUUGAUGUGGGACCUGAAUCAGACUAAUUAACGACAGCAGUUAUCCUUCCUCACAGGACAGUAAAUCACCUCCUCAUUACCAUAUACUUCAUGGUAAAUUUUCCUGAGAUUUUAUCCUUAAAAACUAAGCUGACGUUCUCAAGCUAUCACUGUGAAUUCAAAUUCUGUAGACUAAUAGUCAAAGCCACUGUAUUACUUAACAACAAUACAACCACUCCUUAACUUGCAAUUGAAAGUUAGGCACAAAAGUGCCAAAAUAUUGUUUACAAUUUUUGUCAUUUAAAUCUAAUAGAAUUAUAAUCCACAAUAUAUAUUCCUUCUCCCCAUCUUCACCCUCUAGUACCAAAGCAGGAACUCCCUCCAAACACUUCAACUAAUUAAGUGAAGGACUUAACUUUACAGUUUUAUGUGACGUGUAAUAGAAGUAUUUGCUUUCAUUGGAUGUCUUGCGAGUUUCAGUAGUUGAUUUGAAAAGCACACUAUAGCUAGCACUAAUAUUUUAAUAUUUCAGGUGAUGGAAAGUGAAUUUUCAAGUUUGUACUCACAGCUUAGGCAUAAUCAAUUGAACUACACACUUAACAAUCACACUAUUGUGUGAUCGUUCAUUCCUGUGCCUGUGAUUGCUGAUGUGCAGCUCUGAGUGGGAAUGCUCAGUUUAAAAAAAUCCUUAUGAUUCUGAGAUUAUAUUACAGCCUCAAAAAUUAUAGCCUGCAACAUCAACAGAGUUGUGUGAUUAUGCAUUUACUUACCUAAGAUGAAUUCUGAAAAUAAAAUGUAACUAAAAUUAGAUUAAUAAGUUCAAUGUAAGUUCCCAGGUUCACAAAUUUAAAUCCAGAAGUCAGUCCACAUGAAGGGUCUCAACCCAAAAUGUCGACUGUCCAUUUAUAUAGAACAUAGAACACUACAGCACAGUACAGGCCCUUCGGCCCACAAUGUUGCGCCGACAUUUUAUCCUGCUCUAAGAUCUAUCUAACCCUUCCCUCCCACAUCGCACCCCACCAUUUCUCUAUCAUUCAUAUGUCUCUCCAUAGAUGCUGCCUGACCUGUUGAGUUCAUGCAGCAUCUUGUGUGUUGCUCAAAAAUUUAAACCUUUGCUACUCUGUACACAGAGGUAACCUGUCUGUGACUGGAUGUUUCUUACUGUUUGGUAUCCUGCAGUGCACAUUGGCAUCUACUAAUUACAAUAAAGUGGUGUUACAAAUCAUCAGCAUCAACUUGUAUUUAUGUAGAGUCCUUAACACCGAGCCUGAUGAACAAAGUUGUUAAAGUGAUGGGUUUUAAGAAGCAUCUUAAAAGAUGGAAAAAGAGAUUAAGAAGUUCAGAGAGAGUUCAGGGCUGAGGCUGCUGAAGGUUUGGCCAUUUGAGGUGGAAAAACAUAAAUCAGAAAUACUCAGGAGGCUGGGGUUGGAGUUAAUGACAGAGAUUAUCAACCU
Messenger RNA from Pristis pectinata (smalltooth sawfish), 2978 nucleotides. It is a transcript of the gene cabcoco1, whose product is annotated as ciliary associated calcium binding coiled-coil 1. The record is from RefSeq and is a predicted model, not a curated record. The transcript is spliced from 8 exons. Bases 4 to 909 code for a protein of 301 amino acids. NCBI's taxonomy places the organism in Eukaryota, Metazoa, Chordata, Chondrichthyes, Rhinopristiformes, Pristidae.